AUGACGCCUCCGUGCCGCUCAUUCCCCGCCUCGGAGCUGCCUCUUCGGAUCCAGCAGGAUGCCUCUGGCCGCCGCCGGAAGCUCGACGACGCGGGCGCCGUGUCGCGCAGGAUCGAUCUCUCGGCGUGCGAGCUCUUCCGGAUGCUGCAGUACAAGUGCGAGGUGCAGCGGCCACUGACGCGCGAGAGUCCCGUGCGGUGCUUUGCUGUUGACCGGCUGUUUCGAAGGUGUAAGGACAAAAAGGGCGUGUUUACUGUAGAGACGACGGCUUGGGAAGGGGAGAGGACGCGAGCGGACGGCAGCAGCUCGGAGGGCACCGGGGCGAAAGAGCCGCCGAAGCCGCACCAGUGGUCGUCGAGCUGGCACGAUGCCGACGAGGCAGCGCCGUGA
Trichoderma reesei QM6a is the source of this 390-nucleotide messenger RNA. RefSeq lists its product as uncharacterized. The transcript has 2 exons. Bases 1 to 390 code for a protein of 129 amino acids. Gene Ontology annotation, cellular component: mitochondrial inner membrane peptidase complex. NCBI's taxonomy places the organism in Eukaryota, Fungi, Ascomycota, Sordariomycetes, Hypocreales, Hypocreaceae. The record is from RefSeq and is a predicted model, not a curated record.